UUUUGAAUCAGCAGGAAUACAUUGUUGUGAAGCCUAGGCUAUAAGAGUGAAAGGAGUGGACUCUUGAUAAUAUUUUUCAGUUUUGUUUUCAGUGAACACUGCUAGGGAAGAGUGCACAGGGAGUUACAUUUUUAUUUCUGACAGUUCAUUAUGGAAAUUGUUACCAUUAUGUAUUCCUCCGGUGGGGAUGAGAAGUUGAGUAGGCCCCCGUGUUCGACAGUUUGUCAGCUGUUCAUCCGUGAUGUAGGUCAGUGAGUUGAGCUGCAAGUUUCCUCUCGGACCUCAUUAUGGUGUAUUCAGGCUUUGCAUGAAGAAGCAGAACUGCGACAGAAGGAUUUUUAUUAUCGUGAUUGUUUUGCUUUUGGACAAUCAGUUCUUAGGAGGUCUGAUCGGGUUUGCCUCGUCCUUGUGUUGCCAUGGCGAUGCGGGAGUUGGUGGAGGCCGAGUGUGGGGGAGCCAAUCCCCUCAUGAAGCUGACCAGUCACAUGACCACGGAGGGGGGAGCAUGGCGUCACCGCUCAACACCUACAAUUCCUCCAACUUCCAUUGAAAUUGCAACUGAAGAAGAGCUGGUGAAUGAGUUCCUUCAGGCGCCCCCUCGCCCCCCACACACAUUUGACAUGGGUCAGCUGUUGGAGGAGAUGCAGCAGAUUGACCAGCAGAGCUACAGGCAAGCUCCACAAAGAGCUCCAGAUGUGGCCGCGUUGGCGCUCUCCGGUGACUGGACGGCCGAGUUCCUCUCCGGUCCGGACUCUGCCUCCGCACCGGGGCUCGUGGCUUUCGGGGAAGCGGCAGAUGCUGAUUGGACAAAAGAAUUUAUCGCUGAGGCUGCAGAUCCGGGGCGCUGGGCGGAGGAGUAUCUGGAGCAGUCAGAGGAGAAGCUGUGGCUUGGAGAUCUGGGAGACAAGGAGAGUGAAUGGACGAAGGAGUAUCAGCCGGGGGAGGAGCUGAGGCAGACAGCCAAUGAGCUUGUCUCAAAGGUCGACGACCCAAAGUUACAAAACUCUGAGUUCCUGCGUUUCAUUAGGCAGAUUGGCGAGGGCAGUGUGACAGUGGAGAACAUGACAGACAAACAGCUCAAAGAUAGAGCUCAGGCGGAGGAGGCUCAGAGCUGGGCCUCCAACCUCAACCAGUUCCUGAUGGAGACGGGGGGAGGGAGUCUCCCCCUGCAGCCUCCAGAGAGUGACGAGAAGACUGAGAAAGUUAAAGCUAAACAAGCUCGGCAGUGGGCAAAGGUCAUCAGGCAGGUGUCACAGGACUCGGCUGAAGCCUGGGUCGAUGAGUUUGCUACUUCAGGGCCGGAUUUCCAGCAAGCUAAAGCUGCAGUGGAGAGUGAUGUGGAUUUCUGGGAGAAGCUGCAGCAGGAGUGGGAGGAGAUGGCGAAGAGAGACGCAGAGAGCCACCCCUGGCUGUCUGACUUCGAUCAGCUGCUCAGCACUUCCUAUGACAAGGGGUAUCAGUUUGAAGAGGAGAACCCGUACUUAUCCCACCCGGACCCUCUGUCAGAGGGGGUGAAGAGGAUGGAGGCGGGAGAUAUCCCCGGUGCCGUACGGUUCUUUGAGAGCGCCGUACAGAAAGAACCAGAAAACCAGCUGGCUUGGCAGUAUCUGGGAACCUGUCAGGCUGAGAACGAGCAGGAGUUUGCUGCCAUCAGCGCCCUCCGCAGAUGUAUAGAGCUGAAGAACGACAACCUGACGGCCCUGAUGGCGCUGGCGGUCAGUUUCACCAACGAGUCGCUGCACAGGCAGGCCUGUGAGACUCUCCGCGAUUGGCUGAAGCACAACCCAAAGUACCACUCUGUGUGGGAGCAGAGCGAGAGCCAACAGCAGUCGGACGGAGCCAGAGAGAGGGAGAAGGAGAGGGAGAAGUUCGGAUCUCUGCUGCCAGAAUCCUUGUUUUCUGAUGUCCAGUCCCUGUUCCUGCAUGCAGCUAACUCGGACCCGGCUCAGGUGGACCCCCAGCUGCAGUGCGGACUCGGAGUGCUCUUCAACCUCAGCGGGGAGUACGAUAAGGCGGUGGACUGUUUCAGCGCCGCUCUCUCUGUCACACCACAGGACUACCUGCUGUGGAAUAAGUUGGGCGCCACCCUGGCUAACGGCAGCCGCUCAGAGGAGGCUGUCGCUGCCUACAGGAGAGCUCUGGAGCUGCAGCCAGGGUUCGUCCGCAGUCGCUACAACCUGGGAAUCAGCUGCGUCAACCUAGGAGCACACAGAGAGGCGGUGGAGCACUUCCUGGAGGCUCUGUCUCUGCAGCGCCAGGCCUCCGUGGACGGAGCGAGAGCAGCAAGGGGACCCGGGGGUGCGGCAGCCACCAUGAUGUCCGACAACAUCUGGUCCACCCUGCGCAUGGCGCUGAGCAUGAUGGGAGAGAGCCCUCUGUACGCCGCCGCCGACCGCCGGGACUUGGACACGUUGCUGGCUCACUUCUGCCAGAGGGAGGUGGAGGGGGGGACUGAAUGAAGGCCCGCUGGGGGGGGGCUCAUCGAGUGUGAGUGUGUCUCGCUAGGAGGGAAAUGUCUGGGAGACUGAAGGAAGCGGUCUAGAAUCUGAGCGGUGACGGAGAAAUGGACGAGGAACACACUGUGAAUCAUCCACCAUCCUGGAGACAGUAUCUCGUGGUUCAUGUGCUCUUAAAGGACUUCCUAUCAAAAACAUUGCAGUAUUAUUCUGGAAGAAGCAGCCAGCUGAACUACAGUCUCGAUACUGUGUUAAACAUGUUGGACGAUCCUCACAUUUCCUCUGACUGUUGAUCUGAAGAAAUGGGUUUGAUUAAAGUCACUUUUGUGGUUGA
Molecule: messenger RNA, 2790 nt
Organism: Eleginops maclovinus (Patagonian blennie)
Lineage: Eukaryota; Metazoa; Chordata; Actinopteri; Perciformes; Eleginopidae
Gene: pex5
Product: peroxisomal biogenesis factor 5
Exons: 17
Coding region: 417-2459 (680 amino acids)
Biological process (GO): protein import into peroxisome matrix, docking
Cellular component (GO): peroxisomal membrane; cytosol
Molecular function (GO): protein binding
Source: RefSeq, a predicted model, not a curated record